AUGAUAUAAUCAUUUGUUAGCAAUGUCAAUUGUCAAAAUCAUAAUUAACCAAUCACUUAUAUUGAUAUUAAGAAAGAAAAACUUAUUAACAAUAGAGCUAAGUGUUUAAAUUGCAUUCCUUUAAAUGAUGCUGUACCAUUAAAAAUGCUCUAGAGAAAUUUAAGAAAUUGAAAGAAGAUGAAAAAUAAUAGAUUAGAAAUUAUAGGAAAAAUAAGAUUUAUGAUUUUUUAGAAUUCAAAAAAGUUGUUAUACAUUAACUUUCUGAAUCCAUUUCAUAGUCUCUUAAUGAAAUUAGUAAAUAAAUCAAUGAAAGAAUUGAAAAAAUUGUCGGUGUUAUUCAAUAAGCAUAAUCAGUACAAUGGUAAUUAAAUAUUAAUGAAUAUUUGACUAUAAGUUGAUUGUAGAAUAUAGGAUUACAAUUAAGUUAAUAAGGAAAUGAGUUUUCAUUAAUUA
Messenger RNA from Paramecium primaurelia, 453 nucleotides. Lineage: Eukaryota; Ciliophora; Oligohymenophorea; Peniculida; Parameciidae. The record is from the annotation of a GenBank genome assembly.